AGUAUUUUGGGUGUACAGUCAUAAAUCGGACUCCGAGGAGCCAGGAAGUAUGCAGCGCGACAGAUAAAGUCGAGAGAGCGGGCGUUUGUUGUCAGUGGACGGGGAUCACACGCUUCAGGGUGAGAGGGAAUUAUAGCCGAGUGCGAAAUUGAGCCUAAUCCAUUGCAGUGGCAGAGACUGACCACUCAGUAGUUUAGAUUUGAAAGCGGGGAGAGAUCACGACCCUGCUUACAAUUAGGUAAAUAUUACGUUAGCACAUUGCUACUAAACAAGACGGAAGAGAAUAGAAGCGGGAUUGCUGUUAUUUCACGGCAAAGGUUUUUCUUGCUCACAAAACAAUUAAAAUUAAGGACAAUUUCUCAGCAAACCUUCAAGAUGCCUCGGGUGGUCCCGGAUCAAAGGAGCAAGUUUGAAAACGAAGAAUUCUUCAGGAAACUCAGUCGGGAGUGCGAGAUCAAAUACACAGGUUUCCGAGACAGACCGCACGAGGAGAGGCAAGCCAGGUUUCAGAACGCUUCUAGAGACGGUCGCUCAGAAAUAGCUUUUGUGGCGACGGGCACCAACCUCUCGCUGCAGUUCUUCCCAGCCAACUUGCACGGGGAGCAGAGGCAGACACCCACACGAGAUUAUGUGGACUUUGACCGGGAGACGGGAAAGGUGUACCUCAAGGCCCCUAUGAUCCUGAAUGGAGUGUGUGUGAUCUGGAAGGGCUGCAUAGACCUGCAGCGCUUGGAUGGGAUGGGCUGUCUGGAGUUCGAUGAGGAGAGAGCACAGCAUGAGGAUGCCCUGGCGCUAGCAUCCUUUGAGGAGUCGCGUAGGAGGACCCGGGACUUUGAGGACAGAGACCGCUCGCACCGAGAGGACCUGGAGGACCCUGUGGCAUCAAAAAUCUGGGACUGAUGGCAUUCAAGGACCAGGUGGGACGUGUGCAGGUCAGGACAUCCUACCAGGGUAUAAGCUGGAAGACUGGAAGACAGACCCCCCACACACACUUUCCCCCAGUGCCUAAUGGAGAACAGACCUCCACACACACACCACCCACCCUCACCCUGCUGCCGGAGGAGUACGCUGCAAGGCCUGCUGGGACAUAUCUGCCACAGCUUGGCAGCACAUGAUGAGGGAGAGGAAGGGAGGGAGAUCUGAAGCAGGGCUUUCAUGUUCACAUCUAGUAUUUCUUACCUCAGAAACAUACCUUCCAGCUCCCUCAGGAAGAAUUGUCUCUUUUCUUCUGAAAAUCUAUAAGGCAAUGCUCUUUAUGGAGAUAUUAUGUAUUGGUCAAAGAAAAAUAACAUAUAAUUAUUUUCUCUACUGACAUCGAGCCUGGAGGAGUCUCAAACAGAACAGUGUUUGGAAGGUGUGCAUACAUGGUCAACGUAUGACAUAUACUGUAUUCUAACGGAAGACUUUCCAUGUGUUUCAUUCUCAAAUACUGACUGUGGUGGAAACAUGAAACCCCCUAAUCAUUUUCAUUACAUUUAAAUGUUUUUUUUUAAUCCAAGUUACAGUAUGUCAUCUCAUAAACUGCUGUGAUCCAGAAUUUUCUGAUUGGACUGUAGUAUUUAGAGAUUUCUUUAAUUAGUGAAUCCCUUUGCUCUGUUGUCUACUCAGGGAAGGAGAUAGAUGAUAUUGUUGGUUUUAUUUUAGAUAAAGAUUUGCAUUUGGACAUCAGGACCCUGUUUUUAUGUGAUAUGGGCGCCUGGCUCUUGAGUACAUUCAGCCGUUACAUUUCUGUGGUCUGAACUUAUACUCAGUCCACUAUAACUCAAGGCCAACAGCACAAUGACAGUCUGCCAUCAGUGGUAGCUGAGAGGCCUCUUAAGGGUUUAUAAACCUGUCAUUUAGUUCAGAAAUCACAGCUCUUCUCUAGCAGGGAUAUCAGUGUCAGCUCUUGAGUAUGUAUGUCUAAGUACAGCAUAUAAGGUUAAUUCCUCUGCUGUGUGGCCUGAACUUGUUUUGAUCACUGUAUAAUGAAUAUGUAUAAUGAAUAUUGUCCAGGUUUUAUGUUUUUCCUGUGUGUGUGCGUGUGUGAGAGCGAUUCAGGACAGGACAGUGAUGGCCAUCUAGAUGAUUGAUAAAGAUAAGAUGGAUGCAGAAUAAAUGGUCCAGUGUUCAUUAGGCCCCAUUCUGCUGGUGGAGUUAGAGGAUGAAUGAUGUGCUGCCAGUAAAAGUAUUAAUAUAGCAUUAGUAUUGAUUUUUAUUAGGAUCCCUGUCUACCCUACCUAAUCUCAGCUCUAUUGACUUGCGGUACAGGCUAGCGCUCUGCCGGCUGGCUCAAUGAUCGAUCACUGUGCUUGUCCUCUCCUCUCCAGCCACCCCCACUCCCCCUGUAACUACGACAGCACUCCACUCAGGGCUGAGGCUUACUGUAACGCUUCUCCUCAAAAGAAUAAUCCUUUGUCUGUAGAGUAGUUGCUGCACUUCAUACAGUAUAUUAUAACGUAUUGAAUCCAUGUUUCAAAUCAUGAUAAAAAGUUGAAUCCUUCCUGAUGUUUCUUUAUAUUACUCCUUAACUCUGCUUGUUUUGGAGGUUGGUCCUGUUCACAUUGCAUGGUGUGUGGCCUGAGACAAUGUUUUUUCUUCAACCGUUACCAAACCGUAACUGGUGUAUUUGGCUCACUGACUCAAGGACAGCUCUGACGCCUUCCGUUUGUAAUCUGGGUGAAUAUGAGUGAUAACUAAGGCAGAAGCAUUCGUGUGUAUGUGUGUUUGUGUGUGUGCCCAUGCAUAUGUGUGUUUGUUGUUGUCAAAAUCACUCUGCAACUACUGAGUGAAACUUUGAUCAGCUAGUUCAUAAAAAUCUUCUUAAAUUCUAUAUAUUAAACUAUAGGGCUAUUAAUUGUUUUGAAGACACUCUAUUUACAUUUAUGAUUCUGAAGUGGAAGAAUGGAUGAGCAUCAGUGUCUCAUUUAGGAUUAAAGUAGUAGACUGAACCAGGGUUAGAAGGAGCUAUUAUGGUGAGUCAUCUGGAUGACGACUACAUGCCAUUUCAGCUGAGAGACCAGCGUCUGCUUUCUCCCUCUGUCUGCCUGUCUGUCUGCCUGUCUGUCCGUCUGUUUCACAGAUAUCUAUGUUGGGAGAGAUGUAGACGCAGACACAUAAACAUAUGUAUCUGUGACAGGCAGACGAGUCAUUUUUUAUUUUUAAAGCAUGCUAUGUUGAAGACUUCCCCAACGACUACUGACUGUCUGCUAUUCGGCCCAAAAAAGAAAAUCAAUUUUUAGCCUCAGCUGGAAGCUCUCUGGUGCCCUCUGCCGAAUAUACUGUAUGACAUAUACUGCACUCACUUUUGCCCCAUCUAAGGCCAUUCUCAACACAUUACACACACACACUCAUGAUAUUGUGUGCUAUAUUAAAUCUGCCCCCCCCCCCCCCCCCCCCCCUCCAUCUCUCUCUCACUGUGCCAACAGCCCAGGCGACAGCAGGACCCCAGCCCUGGCACCAACAUGGGCAACAACGCUGAUGAUCACAAGAUGCGCUAGAGGCCAGAGAGACGCAGAGGGUGGGGUCAGGGUGACCUGUCCAUCGUACUAUGCCAAUCUCACACCCUGUCACCAAGCUGUUAACUGGAGAGACCAAAGUCCACAUUUCUAGGGAUUUAUGGGGUGGGUGGGGGUGGGGCCCUUUUUAAUUUUAAGAAGGGAAUGGGUGAGGUGGGUGUCCAUUUUUAAGUGUGGUGUAAGGGGAUCGACCCAAACCUCCUUGUCUUCUGGUGGGUUUUGCACUAUCUGAUACAUUCAGUUUAGUACCCACAUUGCCUUCUGUAUGCAUGGAGCACCUGCCUACCUAUGUUUUCUUUUGUCCCUCUAUGCAAGCUAUUUCGGCAGCACUUUCUUUUACAAUGCUUUAUAAAUAGGAAAUUACUGGGUGAUUAAAUGGAACACAUUUGUUCUUAAAUAAUUACAUAUUCUUCCUAAAUUGUUACAUUUCUAAUAAUUCCAAAUAUCUUCUUCCAUCUUCCUUAUUGUUUCCCAUAAAGUUUGUUUCAAAUCAGGUAGCACCUGAGGAGCACUGAGCAUAAAUGUAUUUCACGCUAAAUUCUAAUCUAUUGAUAAUUACUAAUUAAAGCGGCAAUCAGAAGUUGAAACAAUAACAAAGCGUCCACCCUGCCCCUGUUUCGGUAAAAAGCUGAGGGAUGGGGCUGGAGAAAUGUAACCACUCUCAAAUUCAUAGACAGAGCUAUGGAUGCAAGGACUGACUAUCCAUAAUAUCAAAAUUAUAGUUUUAACCAUGUUUUGAGGCUAUAUAGUCUUUGUUUACAUUUAUUUUGUUUUGAAACAUUGGAGUAAAACAAGCUUCCCACUGGGCACAUACUGAUUAAAUCAAUGUUGUUUCAACAUAAUUUCAAUUAAAUUACAUUGAAACAACAUGGAAUAGACUUUGAAUUGACGUCUGUGCCCAGUGGGUUAUAUUUUGGGUUCUGAUGCGGUACGACAGUUGAACUAAGCUUAUGAGGCAUUUAUAAAUUACAUUUUUCAAGAAUCAAUGGGUAUGUAUCAUUCAUUUUCACUACAUAACCUAAAGUAUGUGGACACCUGCUUAUCAAACAUCUCAUUCCAACAUCAUGGGCAUUAAUAUGGAGUUGGUCCCCCCUUUGCUGCUAUAACAGCCUCCACUCUCCUGGGAAGGCUUUCCACUAGAUGUUGGAACAUUGCUGCGAGGACUUUGUUUCCACUCAGCCACAAAAGCAUUAGUGAGGUCGGGCACUGAUAUUGGGCGAUUAGGCCUGGCUCACAGUCGGCGUUCUAAUUCAUCCCAAAGGUGUUCGAUGGAGUUGAGGUCAGGGCUCUGUGCAGGCCAGUCAAGUUCUUCCACAUCGAUCUCGACAAACCAUUUCUAUAUGGACCUCGCUUUGUGCAUGGGGGCAUUGUCAUGCUGAAACAGGUAAGGGCCUUCCACAAACUUUUGCUACAAAGUUGGAUGCACAGAAUCGUCUAGAAUGUCAUUGUACGCUGUAGGGUUAAGAUUUCCCUUCACUGAAACUAAGGAGCCUAGCCCAAACCAUGAACAACAGCCCCAGACCAUUAUUCCUGGCACUAUUUAUUCGGGAAGGUAGUAUUCUCCUGGCAUCCACCAAACCCAGAUUUGUCCUUCAGACUGGCAGAUGGUGAAGCGUGAUUCAGCACUCGCCGGUCCUGUUCUGUGAGCUUGAGUGGCCUACCACUUUGUGGCUGAGCCGUUGUUGUUCCUAGACAUUUCCACUUCACAAUAACAGCAGUUGCAGUUGACCGGGGCAGCUCUAGAAAUUGUACGAACUGACUUGUUGGGAAGUUGGCAUCCUAUGACAGUUCCAUGUUUGAAGUCACUGAGCUCUUCGGUACGGGCCAUUCUACUACCAAUGUUUGUCUAUGAAGAUUGCACAUGGCUGUGUGCAGUCCACACAGCCAAAUCCACUAAUAUGAAGGGUGUCCACAUACUUUUGGCCAAGUAGUUUAUAUGUCCAAAAAUGAAUGUAGCAACUGUAGUUUGGAAAUAGGCCUUUUUUGGUUCCAGGUAGAAGAACCAUUUUUGAUUCCAGGUGGAACCAUUUUUGUUUUCAUGUAGAACCCUCUGUGGGAAGGGUUCUACCUGGAACCAAAAGGGUUCUAUCUAGUACCAGAAAGGGUUAAAAAAAUAACCAUUUUAUGUUCCAGAUAGCACCUUCAAGUACAAAUAGUUACCAAUCAAUCACCUAUUUAUUUUGUAUUUAUAAAGGACUAUAAAAGAUUGCUUAACAGCUAUAAUUUAUCAUAUUAUAGCACUAUUUUAAUGAAAUUGUAUUUUUUCUUAUUUUAUUCGUUUUGUGUGAAAGUCAUGAUGUUUACUUUUUUAUUUCUUUUCUCUAUAUAUAAAUACUGUAUUUGUAUGUCUUUAUGCUAUCGUAUGGGAUAUCAGUAGAAUAUGUAAAGUUGUGUUAAAAAAAAGUUACUUUUACAAAGAGACUGUUGAUUUGCCGGAUGAGGAAGGUCUAUCAUCCUCAGCGCUUUCUGUCUUCCUGUCUCCUCCAUGUUAGCAGCAUAUUUUAACAGUCUUUGAACAUGACUCUAGCAGCACAUAGCGCACAAUGAGGUCAGUGUCUCUGAGCUCGCUCUUUGGAAGUUGAGGCAAAGAGGCUAUCUCCUCUGCCUUGCUUUUUAAAUUAUUCUCUUUAUUUCACGUUUCAUUCAGAUCAGAGUUUGUAACGUCUAAGCAGUAACUUUCUCUUUUUUUAAUCCAUUGCGGCCUCAUUCCAGAGAUUUGUCGCACAUUUUGAUCCAGCUCUGGGAUCUAUCUCCCUGAAAAUUAUGCAAGAACACAGCAACGUUAUCUCACUAACUUACCCUCCAGUUUUGUUUGGUAUGUUUCAGGUAAUCUGAAUAUCUUUGAGUUUCAUCAACUAUUGUGCUGUUGUCAGUGUUUCUUCCUCUUCCUUUACAGGAAUACAGUUUUAACAGUUCAUUCAUAUGAAGUUGUCUGUACUGGGGUUUAGAGAGAGCAACAUCUUUAAAGAGAUUGAAGACUCUCUAUUGCAAUAAAUGGUGUGUGUAAACCCUGAAUGGCUAACACGGGGCACUGUAUUGAAGCCACCAUGCAGCCAUCUUGGUACUCCUUCUCCAUUGUAAAAGAUUUUGGAAGCUAUAGAAAUGAAUUUAUUAAUGUCUACAUUUGUUUUUGACACAUUUAUUCUAUUACAGGCACAUUAAUGCAUACUUUUAAAUUAUAUGUGAGUUAAACAUAAAAAAAAUGAAUAAUCUCUAAACUUUUAUUUAGAGAGUACUAAUGUUACUGUCCCCACUACAACAAAAAAAUACUCAAAUAUAUGUAAUUUUGACCGUACAUUUUUUUUUUAUACUGUAGAAUCAUUAAUUCCUAUAGAUGCGGUAAAGAGGUCAAUCGAACUUGACCAAAACAAUGGAAUUGCCAUGGAAACGUGUGGGGGAAAGGGCCAUGGGGGAAAGAUAGCCUACAUUUAGGCUAUUGUUUAUAUGUGUAUUUCACACUAUGUUGAGGUGAAAAUCGGAGUAUAACGCUUUUAUGGAUUUUAACCCCAACACUUGUUCAUGUCAUCGUUACCAAUCAAUUGCAUUACAGUUAAAAACGAAUUUGACUACCACCAACGAUUUCUGUAUGCUGGCUAUAUUUCUGUAUGCUAGAUAUAUUUAUAUAUGCUAGCUAUUCUCACCAGCUUAUACGAACAGAAGUUAGCAUAUAGCAGUCACGUCUUCUAAACCUGAAAAAGGACAAUUUCUACAGACAAAUAUAUCCAAAUCGGACUUAAGAAACCACAUUGUGUACCUGUUACAAUACAUAUAUAAUGACGGAUUUGAUGAAUACUCACUUUGUUAGAUCAGAUUUGUUGACUGUGCGCCAAUCUGGUAUAUGGAAUCUGGUAUAUGGCCUUCCAUUGACUCCUUUAACACAUCUAUGGAGGACUGCUCCUACUGGGGAGUGCCAAUAUGGUUGACCGGUGGCUUCAAAGGCUCUCAAUGGCCAAUACAUAGAAUCAGCAAUCCAGGGUUUAUAUAAACCAUUGAUUGCAAUGCAGCACUGUUUCAACCAGUCAUGAAAUAUUGGGAUGAAAUUGACCAAGAGUCAGUCAGGAGAUUUUUCCCUCAAAAUAAGUAAUAUAGGCAGUAUGUAAAUCAGUUUGAACAGAGAUGGAUUGUACAGUCUGGGGCUCAAUAAACUGCAUAUGAAAUUAAAGGAGAGCUCUAUGGUCAAGUCUAGCAGCAGUGAUGAACCUGUGGUUUUCUCCCAUUAAUUUCUAAUGCAUCAGCUCAGUAUUUUAUUCAAAAUGAAUUUGCUUUAAUUUGAACAAAGAAGAAAGGUGGAGGAAGUAGCCUAUGUUUUGUAAAGGGACAAACGUUAGACAGCAAGUUGUAAGAUGUUGUGCUGGUCAGAAAUAAUGGGGUUUAGGUGGACAGAGGGAGAGGCAGUGGGUUGUCACACUUUGCUAUCGAAGCAAGUUGUAAUUUCAUACAGCAUGGGAUUGUAUUUCCUUGAGUUAGGUUCUUAUGUUUUUAUCCCAAAUAUUUGCAUAAUGUUUCACAUCCCACUAAUGAUGCAGUUCUUUUGCAUUUACAUCUCAUAAAAACAAUGUGUACGGCCUUAGCGUGUUGCUUUAGUGUAUCAAAGAUUUACACAGUCGGUCAUCUCAAGGUAUCAUACCAAUGUGGGUAACAGGAACGAACAUGUUUACGUUAUCUUCCAUAGACCAUUGUGAUGUUUAAACAAUGUGUACAGUAUUUCACAAUAUUCUGGGAGCUCUAUUUCUUUUAUUUUUAUUUUUUUUAUCCCCUUUUCUCUCCAAUUUUCGUGGUAUCCAAUCGCUAGUAAUUACUAUCUUGUCUCAUCGCUACAACUCCCGUACGGGCUCGGGAGAGACGAAGGUCGGAAGCCAUGCGUCCUCCGAGGCACAACCCAACCAAGCCGCACUGCUUCUUUAACACAGCACGCCUCCAACCCGGAAGCCAGCCGCACCAAUGUGUCGGAGGAAACACCGUGCACCCUUGGUUAGCGUGCACUGCGCCCAGCCCGCCACAGGAGUCGCUGGAGCGCGAUGAGACAAGGAAUUCCCUACCGGCCAAACCCUCCCUAACCCGGACGACGCUAGCCCAAUUGUGCGUCGCCCCACGGACCUCCCGGUCGCAGCCUGCUGCGACAGAGCCUGGGGGCGAACCCAGAGACUCUGGUGGCGCAGUUAGCACUGCGAUGCAGUGCCCUAGACCACUGCGCCACCCGGGAGGCCGAUGGGAGCUCUAUUUCAAGUGGUUUGUUUGAUAUCUACUCCAGUGUAUAGAUUACCUGAUAAGUGUCAGUGCACAAAACAUGUUGGACACUCAAAAACUAACUGGCCUACCUCCAGCUACAACCAAAAACAAAUAGAAAUCUUGGUUAUUUUUUACUUCACGAUUUUGUGAAUCUUUUUUUCGGUUAAAUGUUUGUUACAGAUGUAGGAUAAUAAUUUGAACCAGUUUGCUACAGCAGGAAAAUAAUCCUGCAGCAACAGGAAAUGUGAAUUACUAUGUGGAUUUUAAUGAAUGGACAUUUUUGUAGGGGUUGAUAAAUGUUUCUUAAGUGAAAAUCAAGUCUGAAAUGUCAAAGUGGAAAUACAUCUCAAAUACACAACACGUUUUAAAUGUUGUACAUGCAGGAAAGUUAUCCUGCAACAGGGCGAUCAAAUUAAGAUCCUACAUCUGUAAAUAGUGUGAUCUGUGUGCAUGAGGUCAGGAAUGUCCAAAACACUGGAGUUAUGAUAUACCCUACUUAGUGAUGGUGUCAAAGCCUAGAUUUCCAACAUAACUGAUUACAAUCCCUGGAGAACAGGUCCUCCUCUCGUCUCUCCCUUCAUGUGUAGGCCUACUCCCCAGAGCCCCAGCUAGCUGGUACCCCUGUCUGAGCUUCUCCCGUCACUUUAAUGCUGGCAUUAAUGCUGGCAUUAACACCAGAGACUGUCCUAGUUAUCUUUAUAAAUUGUUUAUUUUAUUAUUUGUUUUAAGUUAUUGAUACAGGUUGACCUUUGUUUUGUUCAGGUUACGCAAUGAAGAACUGUGUAUUUCUUUGUUUAAUGGCCUAUCUUUUAACAUUUUACUGAAUAAUUUAGGUUUCUUUCUCUGUUUUAUGGUUUAGUUUGUAUGGCUUGUUUUGUUAAGGGGAAACUUAAAUAUGAAGUGUUGAAUUUGACAUGUUUCGUAAUAAAUUUGUAACAAUCGUU
Messenger RNA from Salvelinus fontinalis (brook trout), 9670 nucleotides. RefSeq names its product core-binding factor subunit beta-like. Bases 376 to 900 code for a protein of 174 amino acids. Gene Ontology annotation, biological process: regulation of transcription by RNA polymerase II. The record is from RefSeq and is a predicted model, not a curated record. The transcript is spliced from 7 exons. Gene Ontology annotation, cellular component: core-binding factor complex; nucleus. Lineage: Eukaryota; Metazoa; Chordata; Actinopteri; Salmoniformes; Salmonidae. Gene Ontology annotation, molecular function: transcription coactivator activity; sequence-specific DNA binding.